AUGGGGGUGCCGUGCCCCCUGCUGGGCCUGGGCCUGGCACUGCUCUGGGCCUCUGUGGCACUGGCUGACGUCCUAGUGCAGCCCGACUUUGAUGCCAAAAAGUUCUCAGGCCUGUGGUACGUGGUCGCCGUGGCGUCCGACUGCAAGGUCUUCCUGGGCAAGAAGGGCCACAUGCUGAUGUUCACCAGCGCGGUUCAGGCCGCGGCGGACGACGGCCUCCGUGUCCACUCCGAGUUCCCUAGGGCCGACGGCUGCCACCAGGUGGACGCCGACUACCUGAAGGAGGGCUCCGAGGGCCACUUCCGCGUCCCAGCCCUGGGCUUCCUGGACGUGCGCAUCGUGGACACGGACUACGACUCCUUCGCGGUGGUCUACAUCUACAAGGAGCUGGGGGGCGCGCUCAGCACCAUGGUGCAGCUCUACAGCCGCACCCAGGAUGCGAGCCCCAAGGCCAUGGAGGCCUUCCAGGACUUCUACCCGACCCUGGGGCUCCCCGAUGACAUGAUGGUCACGCUGCCCAAAUCAGAUGCCUGCUCAGCAGGGGGCCAGGAGGCACCCUGACACCUCCGGCAUCACCUCGGCCCCUUCCAGGGCGAGCUUGGAGCACCAGGAGAGGGGACCCCGAGGACUGGAGACCCCUGCCCCUUGCCCCCCUUCUACCCUUCCAUCCAAUAAACAUUGUGCAGCCA
This is a messenger RNA of Choloepus didactylus (southern two-toed sloth), 689 nucleotides long. RefSeq names its product lipocalin 15 (gene LCN15). The record is from RefSeq and is a predicted model, not a curated record. Gene Ontology annotation, molecular function: small molecule binding. Lineage: Eukaryota; Metazoa; Chordata; Mammalia; Pilosa; Megalonychidae. The coding region runs from base 1 to 561 and encodes 186 amino acids. The transcript is spliced from 7 exons.